GACAGAUGCACAUAAGUUACUCGGAGGCUACACUUGGCCAGUGAGUCAAAUCUACCAUGUUGGGCAACGGCCACGUCGUGCAGAGAUGCGCGCGUGCCCCCGCGCCUCUCCUUCAGUGCAAGGCCAUCCAUCCUACAACGUUUCCAGAAACCGCCACCAGAUCUUUACUACCUUUGCCGAAUACGACGAGAACUAUAUCCGUUUCCUCAAUGAUGAUCCAUUCCCGGCCGGGGCUCCCCGCCCGUUCUUGAAGAUGCACGAAUUCGGUCCUUGGGAGACAACCAACCGGACAGAUAUGAAGCAAGUUGGGAGCAUUCUGCUGGCCAUCGCGCUGCGCGCUCAUGCGGAUGCCCAGUAGAGCGGCCUAUCUCAUAGUGGGGAGAAUUCUGACAGUGAGAUUGAACGUGGAUGGGCGUGCUUGUCCGGGUGUCAUGUGGAGGUUAGGGAUGUGGACGGAGCCUACAGCGAGG
Aspergillus heteromorphus CBS 117.55 is the source of this 470-nucleotide messenger RNA. RefSeq lists its product as uncharacterized. The record is from RefSeq and is a predicted model, not a curated record. The coding region runs from base 86 to 358 and encodes 90 amino acids. The transcript has a single exon. Lineage: Eukaryota; Fungi; Ascomycota; Eurotiomycetes; Eurotiales; Aspergillaceae.